This is a messenger RNA of Megalops cyprinoides (Indo-Pacific tarpon), 2481 nucleotides long. RefSeq names its product golgi phosphoprotein 3 (gene golph3). The transcript has 5 exons. The record is from RefSeq and is a predicted model, not a curated record. Lineage: Eukaryota; Metazoa; Chordata; Actinopteri; Elopiformes; Megalopidae. Gene Ontology annotation, molecular function: phosphatidylinositol-4-phosphate binding. Bases 49 to 933 code for a protein of 294 amino acids. Gene Ontology annotation, cellular component: Golgi cisterna; trans-Golgi network; cytosol. Gene Ontology annotation, biological process: retrograde vesicle-mediated transport, Golgi to endoplasmic reticulum; Golgi organization; Golgi to plasma membrane protein transport.
AAGGAGUGGAGGCAGAGGAGAAAGGAGGAAAGGACUUGUCUGCAGACCAUGACUUCCCUGACCCAGCGGAGCUCGGGCCUGGUGCAGAGGCGGACCGAGGCCUCACGCAGCGCCGCCGCCGACAAGGAGAGAGGAUCCGGGGACGAAGACUACGAGGCCCGCCGCGGGGAGGAGCAGGACGACGACGACAAGGGGGACUCCAAAGAAACUCGGCUCACCCUGAUGGAGGAGGUGUUGCUCCUGGGACUGAAGGAUCGAGAGGGCUACACGUCCUUCUGGAACGACUGCAUCUCGUCGGGGCUGCGCGGCUGCAUGCUCAUCGAGCUGGCCUUAAGAGGGAGGCUGCAGCUGGAGGCCUGCGGCAUGAGGAGGAAAAGCCUACUGGCCAGGAAGGUGAUAUGUAAGUCGGAUGCUCCUACGGGGGACGUUUUGCUGGAUGAGGCUUUGAAACACAUUAAAGAGACCCAGCCGCCAGAGACGGUGCAGAGCUGGAUCGAGCUGCUCAGCGGCGAGACGUGGAACCCUUUAAAACUGCACUACCAGCUGAGGAACGUGCGGGAACGCUUGGCCAAAAACCUGGUGGAGAAGGGCGUGCUCACCACCGAGAAACAGAACUUCCUGCUUUUCGACAUGACGACGCACCCGCUCACCAAUAGCAACAUCAAGCAGCGGCUCAUCAAGAAGGUACAGGAGGCGGUGCUGGAGAAGUGGGUGAACGACCCGCACCGCAUGGACAAGCGGCUGCUGGCCCUCAUCUUCCUCGCCCACUCGUCCGACGUCCUGGAGAACGCUUUCGCCCCGCUCUUGGACGACCAGUACGACCUGGCCAUGAAAAGAGUGCGGCAGCUGCUGGACUUGGAGCCCGAGGGCGAGAGCAUGAAGAACAACACGAACGAGCUCCUCUGGGCCGUCGUGGCAGCCUUCACCAAAUGAGCCGGCCAGGAAAGGGUGCGGGGGGCGGGGGCGUGAGACACAGAAAAGCAUGGACCGGCAAACUCCGACAGUUCAGACGUUGGCCACAGUGGUGGCAGGGCUCCCCCCCUACGGCGUUGUAAUGGGUUGUCAACUCUGCAGACAUGUCCCCCUGUCAUAUUUUCUUUCCCUGUAGAUACCUCCUGCCCUCCAUAUUCACUGCGAGAUGUGUCCUUUUAAUCACUCGCGCUGCUACACCGGCAAACACAGAAGGAAACGGCACACUCUGGUUUCUGCCAAAUCCACUCUGUGUGUGUGUGUGUGUGGGGGGGGGGGGGUGUCUGUUCAAAAACAUGGACUGAUUGAAAUUCAUGCUCAUUUAGUUAUCUUGUAUUAUCCCUGAACAAAUCGGUUUAUCUUCCCUUAACGGAUGUGUGUCCUACACAGAAGAUAACUCACUUUCACAUUAUGCUCAAAACAUGCCCCACUUGUAUGGAUAAAGAGCUCCGCCCUUUUUGCGGUGUAUGUGCAAAAUUACAUUUAUAGCACAAAAAAUCCAUUAUUUGAAGAACACAGACAAUCUAUGGUUUGUUUUGUCUCUUAUGUGUCAAAUAUUUUCUUCUUUUUUUGUUUUUUCGGAAGCAGUGUGUUUGGUUCCUAGUGCCAGCUCGUGGAUAUUAUGGUAUGCCAUUACACUGAGAAUCUCCUUUUGAUAGAAGAUGCAUACUAGUUAGCAUAACCAGUUUUGACGUAUUAAAACCAGGUUAAUGUACAGUGUUGGCAAAUGCAGGAUGCGGUAUGAGCGGAGUACAAGGUCUGAAUGGAGGCGAACCAGGCAUAAAAACCCAUCAGAUGAUAGACGUGCAGUAGAAAUCUCCUUUCAUUUCUUACAUGGAUAACUCCUCUUAAUGAUAUUUCUUCAUUGGAAGAAUAGAAAACACUAAUUCCUCUUAUUUCUCCCUCAUAAUUUCCCAUUUCACAUGUGUUCCCACCUGAAAACGUGACUCAUUAACAACAGCUAAAAAGAAUGAAAAUGACCCAUUUCAAUGUGGUUUUGAUUUUGUAUGCGAGGACGGUUUCUGUUUGUGUGCGUCUGUUUUAGUGUUGAAAUCUGUAGUCCGUUUAUUUUCACAAUUUUGAAAUGAUCAAGACAAAAGAAACCUAAUUCUAGCCAACACAGCUGCUUGUUGCCCACGCGCCACAGUUUAAAUGGAGCAAGCAGGGGUGGGACACAUUCCAGUGUAUUCUGUAAAUAGUUUCUAGUGUAGUCAGACCCACGUCACCUGGCCUGUAUUUGGAUUUUAACCACCAAUUGGCAACUGCCAUCCCUUGGUGUCAUGGUAACGGUCAAGUCAGGUACUCCAGAAGGCAUUUUUAUCUCCAGUUUUAUUUGCCCCCAGAGUCUUGUGUAAAAGCAAUGUGUGAUGUUGUGUUGAAAUUACAGUGCAAAGAAAGCCUUUGACCAAUUAUUUUUCUCCGGUUUCUAGAGGAAUUAUUACGGAUUAUGACACGCAAAAAUGUUUCCCACCGCAAGUGUUCAUUUAAACAGUUCAUAUCUUGCGCAUUAUU